GGCUUCGUGUGGUCCAGGGUCCCCAGGAGGGGGUAGGGAGGGAUGUUUCUAAAGCUGAGCCAGGAUGAAAGUGAUGCACUAUUGAAGGGUUUCAACUCUAAGGAGGCUACAUCCUCAUUAGGAACAAAUUCAUUAAUGAGCCGCAUCAGCUGCAGGGAGGAAGGAGGAAAGCAUAAUUAAUUACAACUGCUCAGAUGAGCUGCCAGAUUCAGAGGAGUCAAGAAGGAAGAUUGUGUGUUGUUUGGAUGUCUUUAGCUGUGUUCCUUCAAAGCAAUGGCAGCUCUGGGAACUAACUUUCCAGCUGAAGGAUUUUAACGUUCUUUCUCUUUCUACAAGAUCCAGUCUUAGCUUAUUGAGCAGUGAAUUCCUUUCUUACCCCACUCACCUAUUCCCGGGAGCAAAAAGGAAGUCAGUAUUUGCUUUUCCAGCAAGGUCACAGAUCACCUGACCAACUCCUUUAACAGCUGCGAAACAGACUCGGCUGUGCUGAAGGCAGGAGAGUGAUCGGCUCCGGCCCUGCAGCCCAAAGCUGGCUUUCUGGGAAGGAGACGAGUCCUCCCUGCUGUGGGCUGUGCAGGGGGAUGAUGCCAUGGAAGCACUCUCCAACAAGUUUUACAGACUCGUCGGAUGAAGAGUACCUGAGACACUGAGGGUCAGCGCUCCAAAGAUGGAGAAGACAGAUGCCAAAGACCAGUCCUCUCAGGGGGACGAAGAGAAAGAGCCUCCGAAGAGCCACCCUUACUCUGUGGAGACCCCGUAUGGUUUUCAUUUAGACCUGGACUUCCUCAAGUAUGUGGAUGACAUCGAGAAGGGAAACACCAUCAAAAGAAUUCCUAUCCACAGAAGGGCCAAGCAGGCCAAGUUUAGCACUUUGCCCCGAAACUUCAGCCUUCCUGACAGCGGGGCUCGCCCUUCUGCGGCCCCGCCCCCCCACAACUGGUCCCCAGUGGUGCCAAUGAAGGCAUCGUGUGGGACACAGGAACAAACCCAGUCACUGCCGCUUGGUAAUGCCCCCCAGGCCUCACCCAGUACGAGUGAGGUGAGCUACCACAGGCGGGCCCUGUUGGCAGAGGCCACCAGGCAGUUGGAGGCUGCUGAACCAGAGGACGCCGAUCUCACCCCUGGGAGUGGACGGCCCCAGCUGUUGAGAGCCUCCAGCAUGCCCGCCACGCUGCUGCACAGCAGGGCUUCUGAGGAGCCAGGCCUUAGCCUGGGGGUCCCCGCCCCUCCUCCCCUCCCACCCCUUCAGGGUGAAGGCAGUGUCUGCAAUGGCACCUUUGGCCCCACAGAAGGAUUGGCAGGUUUCCAGAGCUCCAGCCCACAAGCACCAACUCGGAUUCCAGAGCUGGUCCAGAAGGGAGCGGAGGGCAUGGUGAAGGCUCCAAAUCACCUCCCUCUCCCAGGCCCUUCUUCCUCAUUCCAGAAUGCACUUGUAGUACUAGAGGAUGAGGAAGAUGAACACAAAUCCAGAGACGCAGAGCGGGUGUUCACCCCUGGCUCCCCCACACCAAGUCCUCCGCCUCUGCCAUCACCCAUCCCUGAGAAUGAGCUCCUCCUGGAAGAGAUCGAGCUCAACAUCAGCGAGAUUCCACCUCCGCCGCCUGUGGAGGUGGACGUGAGAAGCAUUGGCAUCAGGGUAACGGAGGAAAGCCUGGGCCUUGCCAGAGUGGAUCCGGGCAGCGUCUCCAUCCUGAAACAGCAGGUCUCGGCCCUGGAGGGAGAGUUGUCUGGGAGAACUGAGGAACUGGCACAGGUCAGAGCUGCCCUCCAGCAGCAGGAAGAGGAAAUCAGGGCUAGGGAGCAAAGAAUUCGAGAGCUGGAGUGCACCAUAGCCCAGCUGGAAGGACAGCUUCCCCAAGAGAACGUCAAAGAUGCUCCGGGCCAGGCGGACGCCAUGGUGAACACUGACCCUGUUCAUGGACUCUUGACCAGGGAGUCGUGUGACAAGAGCAUUGAGGUCAACCUUCUAGGCAGCAUGGAGUCUGAAAGCUGGGGGCACCGAGGAGAGGAGAAUGGCCUCCUAUGGGGGCCAGGCGGUCACAAACAAGGGGACCAGAGCCCAGCAGGACAUGGGCUUCCACCCCCACUGUCACUGCCACAGGGACCCGAGCAGGUCCUCACCCCUUCUGUACAUAGCUUCCUCUCCACUGAACUCAGGAUUGAGGAAGCAGACUCUGAGCAGGAAGGAGGCCCUCAGGGAGAAGCGGGGGGAGCAGGGGGCUCUCCGUGGGGCAGCGACAGAAAGACUCCCCCAGCAGGGAGGGAAGAGGCCAGUUCUGAGCUCCCAGGGAAGGAGCACUCGGGAAGGCCACCGAGCUCGCCAACGGAUGCCACUAUUGGGCAGUACGUGAAGAAGAUCCAGGAGCUCCUACAGGAGCAGUGGAACUGCCUGGAGCACGGGUACCCUGAGCUGGCCAGUGCCAUCAAGCAGCCGGCCUCCAAGCUCAGCAGCAUCCAGAGCCAGCUGUUGAGUUCCCUCAACCUGCUGCUGUCAGCCUACUUGGCCCAGGCUCCCCCACCCAAGGAGCCCCCGGCCUCUGCCUCCUCCCCGCCGAUGGAGAUCUCCCCGUCGACCAGCAUUAAAUCCAUAAUGAAAAAGAAAGACUAUGGCUUCCGUGCAGGAGGUAAUGGGACCAAAAAGAACCUUCAGUUUGUUGGGGUUAACGGUGGGUAUGAGACCACCUCAAGUGAGGAGACCAGUGGUGAGGACAGCUCCCCAGAGGAGUUGUCUGACAGUGAGGCUGAGAAGAAGUGUGAUGGCCCAGACCACAGGGAUGUCAAAGAUGCCCACCUCACCUGCGAGGCUGGGCAGGGCAUCCCCGAGGGUUCCCGCUAUGCCACCCAGGAAAGUGGGCCUGGGGAAGAGGUCUCCCACUCCAAGGCUGAGAGAUAUAAACCGUCAGAAGAAUUUCUUACUGCAUGCCGGGCACUGAGCCAGCGUCUGCCGGAAACUGGGACCACCACAGACCAGCUCCUGAGGCAAAGCCUGAACACCAUCAGUCAAGAGUGGUUCCGCGUCUCCAGCCGGAAGUCAUCGAGCCCUGCCGUGGUGGCCGCCUACCUCUGCGAGGUCCAGCCUCACUCCCCACACUUCCUGCAGCUGCUUGUCAACUUGGCGGAUCGCAAUGGGAACACGGCUCUUCACUACAGUGUGUCCCACUCCAACUUCUCCAUCGUGAAGCUGCUACUGGAGACAGGCGUCUGCAACGUGGACCAUCAGAACAAAGCUGGCUACACUGCCGUAAUGAUCACUCCCUUGGCUUCCGCGGAGACCAGUGAAGACAUGGCUGUGGUCUGGAAGCUCUUAAGAGAAGGAAAUGUGAACAUUCAAGCUACUCAGGGAGGCCAGACUGCGCUGAUGCUGGGAGUCAGCCACGACAGGGAGGACAUGGUUCAAGCGCUGCUUAGCUGCCAGGCAGAUGUCAACCUGCAGGACCACGAUGGAUCCUCGGCCCUCAUGCUGGCCUGUCACCAUGGCAACGUGGACCUGGUACGGCUGCUCCUGGCACACCCAGCCUGCGACAGCAGCCUGACUGACAAGGCUGGCCGCACAGCUUUGUCCAUUGCUCUGAAGUCACCCACCCAUAUGGAAAUUGCUGGGCUUCUGAGAGCCCACGCGGAGCAGGGCAGAUCCCUGGGGCUGUAGGGGCUGCAGAGGAACUGGCAGCCAGGAACAAAAGCCUUCUUCUCUGGACUCCUCCCUCGCCUUUGGAGAAGGCAGAGGUCACAGGCCAGAGAGCCACCCCUCAAGAGAAGAAACUAUGUGAAAUAUGCACAUACAUUCCUGUUGUAUAAUUCUGCUCAUUAGGAUGCUUUGUAGUUUUUGCCUUAGGCCAAGCCCCAAAACUACACGGCUUCAGAAUAAGGUUCAAAGUGCAAAGCUGAGGGGUAGAUCGGUGUCAUCCAAACAUCCAAAACAUCUUCAGCCUUGAAUUCCUCCUGACUCUACCCUCUGUAGCAUUGUGUAGCAAGCAGGCAGGCAGGAGCACAGUAGCACAUUAGAAAAGCAAUACUUUUUACAUGGAAUUUCAAAGUGCACUAUCUUUUUGUUUUUAAGCAAGAGUAUACAAAUAUGUCCCAUUGAUAUGCAUGUCUAGAGAUGGGAGGGGAUUUAAGCCAACCUCCUGGCAAGCAUUCUGAAGAGGACCCCAGGAGAAUCACUAUGCAGACUGUUGAAACUGAACAAGCCCCAUUUGGGAGCUUUGUUUCGAUGGGGUUGACAGAGAAAUCUUAAAUUCAGACAAGGUAGGAAGAAGCACAUUGGCUUCCAUGCCAAAUAUACAGUCUUAACUAUUUCUGAGUCAUCUAGUGGUUCCAAUUUGCUCUAGGGAAAUUGGAAUUAACUAAGUAAUUUAUUAUCUAGUAGGUUGCUAUGUAAUAAAAUAAAAAAAAAGAAAUUGAAUCCAGUGACACACGCCACAUGUGUUUGGGCAGAGUCGGAUUCCAUCAGCUAAUCUGAGUCUGUGAAAGAAACAAAAGAAAGCUUCCUCCUGAGGAUGGGUUAUGGUCAUCGAGAAGCCGCCACAUUUCCUGCAUAGCUGUAUCCAUUCCCUUACGGUACUUCCCGGUGCUUUCCCCUCAUAUCCCCUAGAAGGACUCAUCUGUUCUAAGGUUUUCUGGGACUUCUGGCUGCAGAGCCUUCCAGCCUCGGAUGCAUCAGGAGCAAGGGAGCCAGGCGGGGAAGGGCAAUUCUUUCCGAAGCUUCCACAUUCCCUGGGGCCGGCACAUGCGAGGUUUAUAUGGUCAGUAGCUCACAUCAGCUUGUCUGAAUGUGCUCUUUCUUAAAAUCUCUUAUG
Molecule: messenger RNA, 4796 nt
Organism: Cebus imitator (Panamanian white-faced capuchin)
Lineage: Eukaryota; Metazoa; Chordata; Mammalia; Primates; Cebidae
Gene: KANK4
Product: KN motif and ankyrin repeat domains 4
Exons: 10
Coding region: 668-3646 (992 amino acids)
Biological process (GO): negative regulation of actin filament polymerization
Cellular component (GO): cytoskeleton; cytoplasm
Molecular function (GO): protein binding
Source: RefSeq, a predicted model, not a curated record